This is a messenger RNA of Symbiodinium sp. CCMP2592, 2073 nucleotides long. The record is from the annotation of a GenBank genome assembly. NCBI's taxonomy places the organism in Eukaryota, Dinophyceae, Suessiales, Symbiodiniaceae.
UGUGAGGCUUUUCCGGGAGAGCUGAAGUUGGUGCCGUUCGUGCGUUGGCUCUUUCAAGCGCUGGGCCCGGGUCCUGCGAGAGCUCCGGAAGAGUCGGGGGUGCCUCUGCGAGAGUUCACUCGGCUCGUGGCGGAACACAAGACAUGGCUCUCCACGGCCAAGUGGAACCCUUAUAGCAAUAGUGCCUGCCGGCCCAGCAUGUACGACGUGGUGGAGCAGAUCAUCAAGCCUCUGACCAAGUCACGUCUCGUGGCCUUUGCAGAGCUUCUGGAGCCCCUGGCGCCCCAGGUGUUUGUGAGCCACUGGUGGGGGGAAGAGUUCGUCUGCUUCGUGAGAGCUCUUCGCCUCUUCGCUAACACCUACAGGUCAGAAACGUCCCGAGAGGUUCAUGAUGAUGUCAAUGACACCUGGGAGGUGGUUUCUGAGCCCACAGACGAGGUGGCCUUCUGGGUCUGUUCCUUUGCCAAUCGCCAGUGGGAGGUGAACUUGGGAAGUACUCUGCAAGAGAGUCCAUUCGAGCGAGCGCUCGCGGCCCCAUCUUGCACACACGUGGUAAUGAUCAUGGAGCCCUUUGCCACACCACUCCAGCGCAUCUGGUGCCUCUACGAAGUGCUCCGUGCACACGCAUUGAAGAAGGAUUUCCACAUCGCUACCGAAAAUGGUGUCCUCACCGUCGGCCGCGAUGAGCCUUUCGGCGAGCAACGUGAGGAUCUCCUUCGGCUAACCAAGAGGGUCUUGGAGAUUGACCCAAACACUGCGAAGGCUAGCCAGGAACAGGACCGUCGCAUGAUCAUGGAGGAAGUCGACAAGGCCGUUGGCUUGGAGCAGUUCGGUGUGCACGUAACAUCAUUGCUGGCAGAAGCUUUCCGAAGGCGCGGCGGGAAUCAGCUCGUUAUGGAUGCCCCGGAGCUGCCCAUGCGCCUCUAUCGCCUCCACCGACUCGGUAAGAUGUUUGUCACCUUCGAGGGCCGGACCCUUCUUCACAGCGUAGCUCAAAGGAAGGAGCCCGGUGAGGUUCGACUAGCCCUUGCAGCUGCCUCGGAAGGGGAGCUCGAGAGCUGCAACUCCUUGGGCCAAACGCCUCUCCACAUGGCCGCUGCAUACAACCGGCACCUCAACGUUCUUGAUCUCCUCAUCGCCGCAGAGAUGGAUGUCAACGCACGCGAUCAGAAUGGCCUCACACCCUGGAUGCUCUCCGCUGCCACAGGUCAUCACGAGGCUCUCUCUCACUUGCUCGUGAGGGGUGCGGACCUUUCGUACGAAGUGGAUCUCUGGCAAAGCGAGGACAUCAAAUGGGUCGACAAAGCUAUACCGAACGGACUUCACCUGGCAGCAUUCAGUGGUAGCUUGGAGUGCUGCCAAAUCUUCCUACGCUACCACAGAAAGGUCCACAGCACCAUGCUGACUGCAGCCAGCAUCAAUGGACAUGCCGAAGUAUUGCAGACCAUCCUCCCUCAUGCAGAUGAUGUCAAUGGCAUCUGCGAAGGCGGUCCCUUUCCCAUUGCGCUCCAUUCUGCAAGCUUCUGCGGCCAAUUGAGCUGUGUGGAACUCCUUCUAUCCCACCGGGCCUUGCCAAACCUUACCUGCAAUGGGGGGAAAACUGCAUUCUUCAGUUCCAUGGCGACUGGAAACGAAGGUGUGGGCCGGCUCCUGCUUCGUUACCGCGCAGAUCCUUGGAUAAGGACGGCGGCUGAUGACAGCGUCCUGGGUGUGGCGAGUGGUGGAGGGCACAACGGCUGUGUGCAGAUGCUGCUGUCUCUGCGAGCAGACCCGCAUGAAACCAACGGCGAAGACAACGCCACGGCGCUUCACUAUGCGGCACAGUGGGGGCGCGAGCAGACUGUGAGGCUCUUAGUCAAGAGUCGCGCAGAUCCGAAGGUGCAGGACGAGAAGCAGAUGACUCCGCUGCACAAGGCAGCUGAGUAUGGCUAUGUGGAUGUUAUUGCAGCUUUGCUGGAACUGAAGGCAGAUGCCGGGGCACUGGAUAGUGAAGGCAGAACUGCCUUUGAUGUGGCACGAGUCGAGGGCAUGGCAGAAGCCGCAGGUCUUUUGAGGGUUCUGACUGAACGAUAA